Messenger RNA from Alexandromys fortis (reed vole), 5718 nucleotides. RefSeq lists its product as uncharacterized. Gene Ontology annotation, biological process: cell-cell adhesion; cell migration. Bases 1 to 4509 code for a protein of 1502 amino acids. Gene Ontology annotation, molecular function: beta-catenin binding; actin filament binding. The transcript has 9 exons. Gene Ontology annotation, cellular component: catenin complex; adherens junction. The record is from RefSeq and is a predicted model, not a curated record. Lineage: Eukaryota; Metazoa; Chordata; Mammalia; Rodentia; Cricetidae.
AUGGCGAUGGGCCGCGCGCCCCGCAGCCGCCGCACGAGUCCAAGCUCCGGAGCCGCGCCUCCGGGUGCCCUCAGCACCGGCCCUGGGCUCCCGCGCCACCGCCCGCCCGAGUGGCGAGCGCCACCCGGACGCCGCGCCCACCGCCAGCGCCCCGCCCACGACCGUGAUUCCGCGCGGCGCUCGGGGCAGGUCUGCCGGCCGCUGCGGCUGGAGCUCGGGUGCAGGGCCCGCCCCAGGGUGGCCGCCGCUCUGCUGGGUGCCAGUGGCGUGGGGCGCAGACUCGGGAAGAUGGACUCUUUCCUCUGGGAUGACUUUGGGCCCAGGAUACAGAACAGGGCCAUGGAGCAGAUCAUCACACCCAUGGCCGUCCGACUUUGUCAGCUGCUCAUCUCAGUGGAGAGGAAAGAGGUACAGAGAGAAGCACUUGCCUCCUUGCAGAAGGUGGCAGAGGAAUUGGCCAAUGCAAGCGAAGCAUUUGUGCAUGCUGCCAGCAGGCUGGCGGGAGACUCUGAGGAUGAGUGGUUUAGGGAGGAAAUGAAGCCAGUGGCGGAGUCUCUGAUCCUCUCCGGGAGGAACAUCCUGCUGGUAACCCAGAAGCUCCCCGUGCGGCCAGAGUGUCAGCGCCACUGGGAGGAGCUAGUGGCCACAGCUCAGCAGAUCCUGGUGGACACUACCAAGGUCUUGCUGCUUGAAGACGCAGCAAUGGCGAGGAAGACGGUGCCAGCGGCUGGUUGGUGCCUGACCUGCCUGGUGGCUCUGGAGGCGGCGGAGGACUCCACCUCGCUGCGCGCCUCGCUGUCUGACCUGGCGACUGCGCUGCUGCGACUGGGCGGCCUGACCACGCGCUGGGCCCGGGACGAACGCCUGGGUCGAGUUCGCCACCGGCUAGGGUGCUGCAUCCCAGCGCUGCUGGCAGCCGCCCGCGGCCACCUCCGGCACCCGCGCGAGCCGCAGCUGGUGGCUUCACGGCGCCGCAUCUUUGCCCUGACCAGGCAGAGCCUCAGGGAGCUCCUGGCUGUACUGCAGCCCGGCAUUGCAGGGCCUGGUGCGCGCUCUCAGAAUGGCGCACUGGCGCAUCGUCUGCAGAAGCUGUGGCAGGUCCUGGAGGAGCCCGGGCCGAACCACCUGCGUGGUGAGCUGCUGGAUGCGCCAAUGGUCGCCGUGGUGUGGCACUGCCUGCACCUAGCCGCCUGCUCCCCGCCAAGGGAGAGGAUGCACCUAGUGUCCCAUUGCCGCCAGCUGCUACAGCUCUGCGCUGGGCUGCACGGGUCUCCCCAGAACAGCCAAGGGACAGAAUGCGAAGCUGUGCAGGCCGCGACUGAGGCGCUCUUUCGGGGAGUCCGCGCUGGAUUACUGCACCAGAUUCUGGACACGUUCACAGAUACCCAAAGCCCUCUAGAGAGGCUGGUCCAGGCCGCCUUGGCGACUUCCACCAUCAGGUACCAGUGCAAUAGUGAAGCUUUGGCAGAGACUUUCCGACUUCUCCUUGAUGCUUUUCACAACCAAGCCAAGCAAAUGAUCCGAGUGGCACACUUGGUUUGGGUCUGCUGCCCCCAACAGCAAACUGGCAGAGACCUGGAGGCUGCCGUGGCAGGUCUUUGGGGGCUUGUGGUCAAAGCUAUGGAACUGUUUUCACAAAGUCCCCAAACGCAAGGCCUGGACUGGAGCCCUGACACCCUAGAGGCUCUGCUUGAGGCCUGGGCUAGGGAAUCGGAACACCUCUUGGCAUGCUUUGAUGUCGUUCUCGAUAUUCCUGAAUUCCUGAGUUUGUCCAUCCAGGAAAUGGCUAAACAUUUGGACUUGUACACAAGGGCUCUGAGGAGCGGAGCACCCAGAGAAUUGUCCGCGUUCUUACGCGGACGAGCCACACACAUAGUGCAGGUGAUGAACAGGUAUGUGGGUCAAGACCCAGAUCCCAUUUUUCGAAACGGGAUGAGAGUCGUGGUUCAGCAGCUGGCGCAGUCUUCCUUGACGCUGGCUGCGGCCACUGACAGCAGCACAGGUGGGGACAGCGCCCAGGACACGGGUGUCUUUUUAACCAUGGCAAAACACCUCAUCUAUUCAGCUCAGCAAGUCCACGAGGGGCUGGAUGGGACCAACCACCCAGACAUCCUCAGCCCGCUUCGAUUCCAAGUCCAAAGGUUUGACCUUGCCAAGGGAUGGCCUUAUUUGACUCUCCCCAGCCGCCAGCUUCCUACAGAUCCCGCGCUGAAAUACCAGCAGGUGCCUGGGUUAGGGGGAGAUGACACGAACACCUCUUUCCUACCACUAGAACAACUUUCCUACACGGUGGUCCCUGACACCUGCCAACAGGGGCGGGGCUCGCCAUUCCUUGCAGUCAGCGAAGUCAUCACUACUGUGGAGAGCCAGGAGCACCGGGUAGUGACCUCACCACGCACCAACAGGCCAGAGCCGGAGUCCACUGUGAAUACAGCCCCAGAAAUCCAGGCUGGGGAAGCACCCCUGGGACCAGAGAGGAUGUCAAGACUAUACAAAUUCUCAAGAGUGGUACCUUCGAUUACUGACCUAGCUGGGGAGGAAGUCCAUAGCACAAACACUAGAAGUGACAGACUUCUGGAAGUGACUUUUCAGCAAUCUGGGAGAACCAGGGAACCCAAGCAGGCUUUGGUAGCCAGGGCUGGUGACUGGUACCCUCUGUGUCGACAACUCCUCUGCUGUAGCCCAGCCACUGAAUUACCGGGGAGCACGGAAGUGUUUGUGGAACUUCAGCAGAAUUUGGCCUCAAUGGUUCAAGUAGCAGCCAAAAGUGGUCCUGUGAAUUUGGACGAGAAGAGCCCUGGCUCAGUGGAGCACCCGGGAAUGAUUUUAGAGCUGCAAGGUAGAUUGGAAAAAACAGAGGUCCAUGCUAAACAGCUAUUGGACCAAGUUCUGUCCUCUGAUGGUCGCCGAGCCCCCAAGGUGAGGGAUGAGAACGUUGACAAUGAGUGCCUUCUAUGGGCAGUGGCUGUGCAGGACCUGAUGCAGCGUAUGAGGAGGCUCAGCAGGAGACAGGGCCUGUUCCUACUGCCCCUGCAGCAAGCAGUGAAGAGCCAGCAAGGGUUGCAAGAAGGGUCAGAGCAGGCAGCGCAUGUUUCCCAAAGGUUACAAGAGGCCGCUGAGCUGUCUUGUGUUCUGUGUGGUGAUGAACAGGUAAAGGAUGAGGUCUCCUUCCUGUGUCGAGAAGUUCGUGUACUCACAGAUGCCUUGCUGGAGGUGGCACACGUCUUGGUCUCCUCCCCCAAGCCAUGUCCCAGCCUCUCCACACGCUUUGAGUUUCUCUGCUUGGAGCUCAGCCUUCGAGUCAAGGCCCUGACCAACCAUCUGAGCAGCAUCAACGCUGUCUAUGAGCAUAUGUUCCAAGAUGCUGUUGGCAAGAGCUCCCAGACAAAGAUGCUGUCUAUUAUCCAAGCUGUGCAGGGAAUCAUAGCAGGAAGUCAAGAGUCUGGACCCUUCCAGGAAGACCUUCUUGUGUCUCUAGAGUACAUUCUCAUGCUCACUAAGGAGGUGGCCGAGAGGGUCCCUGAGCUCCAAGAACACCCGGAGGAGCAGGGGUUGCAUAUGCUGGAUUGGCUUAAGUGGGAAUGGGCAGCCAAGGUCCACCAUGCAGUGACUCAGCUCCAGGCCUUGGAAGGUGGUCCCACUGAGGCCUGGAGACUCCUAGUCCAAUGCCUGAACCCCGGGGAAGAGCCAGCAAAUGCCCCAGAAGAGGUUCUGGUCCAGCUCCAGCUGCAGUGUAAAGAAUGUGCAAUAGAAACCUCUGCAGGGGGCAGUGUGGAGUUUCAGGAUGCUGUUUCCAAAGGCAUCACAGAAAUAUCAAUGGGGACCUGUGCUGAUGAGCUAGCCACCUCCGGAACCACCACAGCAGAGCACCAGCGUGGCAACCCCUCUCUGCCUCCUGCUCAGAUGGACCAGACUGUUGAAGAGAAUGGCGGUGCAGACAGCGAGAACAGAAUCACCCAGAUCACACACGAGAUGGCCAAGGAGGUGCUCCUGAUGGCUCAGAGCUUGAGGAAGAGAGGGCGAGUCCUGACCAAAGAUCAGCUCAUUGCCUCAGCCAGAAAAAUCUCAGCUUCCGGAAGAAACAUCGCCAGACUCAUUCACAUCAUUGCUAAGAACUGCAUAGAUCAGAGAUGCUCCGGCGAGCUUCUGUGUAUGGUGGAGCAGAUUCAAACCAUGAGCAGCCAGCUCAGCAUCAUCUCCAGCGUAAAGGCUUCCCUGGCAAGAAGCAAGUCCUCUGAAGAGCUCCUUCUAGACAACGCACAGAGACUCCUCCAGGCAGUCUCCAAGGCUGUGAGGGCUGCAGAAGCCGCCUGUCUUCGGGGUUUGAGAUGGCCUUCCUCAGAUCCAGAGGAGCUGGAGGUGGCUGCCUUCUGCACACAGUGGAAGACGAAACUACUACAACACCGACUUCAAGAAGCCUCAGACAAAGACUGUGAUGGGCUGGGCUUACGAAAAACAAGCACGAGGAACCUCCCAGCAUUGGUGGCCCUGGUUCAAGACGCAUUAUAAAAGCUGAGGCAUAUUCUCCAAAUCAGCCUGUGUUGACCACAGCCUGUGUUGACCACUGUGGUAACUUAGCACGCCUUUUGGGCAGAAUCUGAAACAUAGGUAGAGGUGGCCAGGGCUUGUGCUUUACAGAGCUUCCCUGACAGCAUUCCUGGUCAAGAACAUGGGGCACUGAUGGAAACUUAACGGGGAAUGCUCCGGUCUAUAUGUGAUACAAACAGCGGGAUUUUAAAAAGAGCAGCAGACAAAACGAAUGUGAACGUACUUGGAGAGACUCAUGCCUUUUUGUUUCUUGUUUGUCCUAUCCAUUCUUUCACUCUGUUCUGCUCAUUCUGCUUUUUAAACCACUUUAUUAAUUCAUAUAUCAUAGUAUUCAUACAUCUAAAUUAUAUCUUCAGUGGUUUUUAAUGCUCACAGAUUUAUCAACACAGUUUAGAUAAUCCCUUUAGUAGUCUUUUCUUUUGCCCUAGCCUAGUAGCUGUUAAUUACUUUCUGUAUUUAUUUUAAUUAAUGUUUUAAGUUUCACUUUACAUUCCAUCCCCCACCCACUCCUCCUCAGGGGUAAGGGCUCCCAUGGGAAGUCAACAAAGUCUGCCUGGUGCUUGGUGUGGAUCUCUGCAUCUGGUUCCAUCAGUUGCUGGACAAAAGCUCAAUGAUGACAGUUGGGGUAUUCACCAGUCUUGAUUACAGGGGAAGGCCAGUUCAGGACCCCUCUCCACAAUUGCUAGGAGUUUUAGCUGGGGUCGUCCUGUGUGUUCCUGGGAGUUUCCCUAGCACCAGGUUUCUUCCUAACCCAUAUGUCUCUAUCAAGAUCUCUCUUUCAUUGCUCUCCAACUUCAUCCCUCUCUCUCCUCAACUUUUUUUUUUUUUUAAGAUUUUCCUAGACUGGACACUUUCUAUAAAUAGGAUAAUACAAGCGGUUCUUCGUGACUGGCUUACAUUGCUUAGCAUAGAUUUUGAAAGUCCAUUUAUAUUGGUACUUCAUUUCUUCCUGCCCUUUCCAUUGUAUGGGCGUACCACACCUUACUUACCUGCUCACCAACGGCUGGACAUUUGGGUUCUUUCCACUUUUAACUAUUCUGAGUAAAACUUGCAUUGAGCUUAUUGGAAUGGUGUUGUGGGUAAUACUUCUGCAUCACUCUCUUCUUUUGUCAAAUAUAUAAUUAUGUCACAUCUCUCAGUUUCUAUACAGUUCAUCUGUGCACUGGUCCC